CUGUCAUACGUUUUGCUGCUGGCAAUAUACAUAAUUCCAGGUCAAUCGACUCCAAUUCUACCAUUCCCUUCCUUCUACAGUCGACCAUCGCCUUGCACCACGAUGAGUCCCCCUCAAGACAUCAGGGCCACGCCCUCGAACAGCGAAAGAGCUGUUUCCACGAGCUUCGGCCAGCAGCUUUCCACCUCGCCUUCGGCCGCCUUCCAUACGCCAACAGCCUCCCAAGGUAGCUGGCCUGGUCAUCUGGUACAACGCGCCGCCUCUGAGAAACAGCUCAAGCCCUUCAACACCCAAGACGUGAAGAUCCUCCUCCUCGAAAACGUCAACAAAUCUGGACAGGAGAUUCUCAAAAAACAAGGCUACCAGGUCGAGGCUCUCAAAACCUCACUACCCGAAGACGAGCUCAUCGAAAAAAUCAAGGACGUACAUGUCAUUGGCAUCCGCUCCAAAACCAAGCUUACUGAGAAGGUCCUCAGCAAAGCCAACAACCUUCUUGUGGUAGGUUGCUUCUGCAUCGGCACAAAUCAGGUUGACCUUGACUAUGCUGCUCGCCAAGGCAUCGCUGUCUUCAACUCCCCAUUCGCCAACUCCCGCUCUGUUGCCGAGCUGGUCAUUGCCGAGAUCAUCGUCCUUGCCCGUCAACUAGGUGACCGCUCCAACGAGAUGCACCGUGGCACCUGGAACAAGGUCAGCGCCAAGUGCUGGGAAAUACGCGGCAAGACGCUCGGCAUUGUUGGCUAUGGACACAUUGGCUCGCAAUUGUCGGUCUUGGCAGAGGCGAUGGGUAUGAACGUCAUCUACUACGAUGUCGUUACGUUGAUGGCGCUGGGCACAGCACGGCAGGUGCCUACCCUCGACGACCUCCUGAAUGAGGCCGACUUCGUCACACUCCAUGUGCCAGACCUGCCCGAGACACGGAACAUGAUCUCCACAAAGCAGUUUGAGCAGAUGAAGACUGGUGCCUACCUCAUCAAUGCCAGCCGAGGCAGUGUUGUGGACAUUGCCGCCUUGAUCAAGGCGAUGAACGGUGGCAAGGUGGCUGGUGCUGCGCUUGAUGUGUACCCCCAUGAGCCUGCGGCCAAUGGCGAUUAUUUCAAUGCCACGCUCAACUCUUGGGGCGACGAGUUGCGCAACCUGAAUAACAUUAUCCUAACACCUCACAUUGGCGGCAGCACUGAGGAGGCACAGCGUGCGAUUGGUAUUGAGGUUAGCGAAGCCCUCGUACGCUAUAUCAACCAGGGCAUUACUCUUGGCAGCGUCAAUCUCCCCGAGGUCCAGCUGCGCUCUUUGACACUGGAGGAGGAAAACACUGCACGCGUCAUCUACAUCCACAAGAACGUGCCUGGUGUAUUGCGCCGCGUCAACGAGAUUUUGGGUGACCACAACGUCGACAAACAGAUCAGCGACAACCGCGGUGAUGUGGCAUACUUGAUGGCAGACAUCAGCAAAGUCCAAGUUGGGGAGAUCAAAGAUUUGUACGAGAGCUUGGAGGGCCUCAGCUCUCGCAUCGCUACGCGUGUUCUUUACUAGAUCUUUGCGACAGG
Messenger RNA from Emericellopsis atlantica, 1544 nucleotides. RefSeq lists its product as uncharacterized. The coding region runs from base 103 to 1530 and encodes 475 amino acids. The record is from RefSeq and is a predicted model, not a curated record. Gene Ontology annotation, molecular function: oxidoreductase activity, acting on the CH-OH group of donors, NAD or NADP as acceptor; NAD binding. The transcript has 3 exons. NCBI's taxonomy places the organism in Eukaryota, Fungi, Ascomycota, Sordariomycetes, Hypocreales, Bionectriaceae.